Molecule: messenger RNA, 5898 nt
Organism: Huiozyma naganishii CBS 8797
Lineage: Eukaryota; Fungi; Ascomycota; Saccharomycetes; Saccharomycetales; Saccharomycetaceae
Gene: SLH1
Product: RNA helicase
Exons: 1
Coding region: 1-5898 (1965 amino acids)
Molecular function (GO): ATP hydrolysis activity; nucleic acid binding; ATP binding
Source: RefSeq, a predicted model, not a curated record
AUGAGUACGUCAUAUUUGGCUGACUCCUCCAAGUCGUACAUGAUCGCCAUGCAGAGCAUGGUCGAUGCGGUGAAGACAUAUCACAUGGACGCCAUCCACACUCCGCCUCCUCCGAUAGAUAAAGAAGCAUCUGACACAGAGUUUGAGAAUGCUGAAAAGCCGAAGAAAACGCAAUUGGCUGUGUUGGCUCAAGACAGAAACAAGUGGGACAAUAUUUAUGAUAAGUUCAGUGAUAUUUCAUUUUCUAAGCUAGAAACUAUUGUAAGCUCCCUUGCCAAAGAUACCACCAACGCAGUGUAUAAAACAUUAUCGGACUUAUUUGACAAAUGCUCUAGCAAUCUUGACAAAAAUGUUCUAAUUGAGUCUGUUUUGCACAUAAUUUACUCCCACACCGGCGUCGAGCUUCAGAAGGAAUUAUUAGAUUUUUUGGGAGACGAAAAUAUCGAACUGAUUUCAUUUCUCAUUGAACACAGUAGCACCUUGGUAAGCCGUGCAUUUGAUCAAACAAUGUAUUUGAUAACCUCAUCUGAUGAUCCGGACAAAUUGUUAACUGAACAGGAUAUUAUGCGCCAGGUAUCCGAAAAUGCUAAAAGGGCAAAAAAUGAAAAACUGAAUCAAGCCAUUAAAAUAGUGAAAUACCCCCAUGUAUUCAGAAAACAUGAGGAGGGUUCUACCUCAUCUCUAUCAUUUUCCGGGCACAAAUACUCGUUGCCCAUCGGAACGACCAGAACUUCAUUUCAGACUCAUGAAGAAAUUAUUAUUCCGCCUGCAGAUCAGAAAAAUUCAGUUAACUCACUGUAUACCAAAUUGAAGAAAGUUGAUGACUUGGACCACUAUUGUAAAGCUGUUUUUACAUAUGAAACGUUGAACCAAAUCCAAAGUUUGGUUUUCCCCGUGGCUUAUAACACCAAUGAGAAUAUGCUGAUUUGCGCUCCAACCGGUGCUGGUAAAACAGACAUUGCAUUAUUGACUAUUUUGAAUACAAUUAAGCAGCACUCUUUUAUUAAUAGCGAGCAAGAACUAGAUAUCCAGUACGAUGAUUUUAAAAUUAUCUAUGUCGCGCCACUGAAGGCUUUGGCUGCUGAAAUUGUCUCCAAAUUUAGUGAGAAAUUGGCUGUUUUUGACGUCAAAGUUCGUGAAUUGACAGGUGAUAUGCAGCUAACGAAGGGCGAAAUCAUGGAAACGCAGGUCGUCGUUACCACACCAGAAAAAUGGGACGUUGUGACGCGUAAAGCAAACGGAGAUAAUGACUUGGUCUCUAAGGUGCGGCUAUUAAUUAUUGAUGAAGUGCACUUGUUGCACGAAGAUAGAGGGUCUGUUAUUGAGACUUUGGUAGCACGGACACUACGACAAGUAGAAAGCUCCCAGAGUAUGAUCCGUAUUAUCGGUCUAUCUGCGACAUUACCAAACUUUAUGGAUGUUGCAGAUUUUCUUGGCGUCAAUAGACAAGUAGGUAUGUUUUACUUUGAUCAAUCUUUCCGUCCAAAGCCUCUUGAACAGCAAUUGCUGGGAUGCAGAGGGAAAGAGGGUAGCAGGCAGUCCAAAGAGAAUAUUGACCGAGUAGCUUAUGAUAAGCUACUUGGUAUGAUAGAACGUGGUUUUCAGGUGAUGGUUUUUGUACAUGCAAGAAAGGAAACUGUAAAGAGUUCACGUAAUUUUAUUAAACUUGCUCAAGCCAAUCAUGAAGUCGAUAUCUUUGCCCCAUCGCCUGCUUCCAAAGAGGCCUUUUCUCGACAGUUGGCAAAAAACCGAGAUAAAGAUCUGAAAGAACUUUUCCAGUUCGGGUUUGGCUGUCACCAUGCUGGUAUGUCCCGUUCCGAUAGAAACUUAACCGAAAAGCUGUUUAAGGAUGGUGCAAUCAAGGUUUUGUGUUGCACUGCCACGCUGGCUUGGGGUGUGAAUCUUCCUGCAGACUGUGUUCUGAUUAAAGGUACCCAGGUUUAUGACUCUAAGAAGGGUGGAUAUGUGGACCUAGGGAUAUCUGACGUCAUACAAAUUUUUGGUCGUGCCGGUAGACCAGGUUUUGGGUCCUCAAACGGUACAGGUAUAUUAUGUACAUCUAGUGACCGUCUCGAUCACUAUGUCUCCCUCCUAACCCAACAGCACCCCAUUGAAUCAAGAUUCGGUGCCAAGUUGAUAGACAACCUGAAUGCAGAGAUAUCUCGCGGAACUGUAACAAACGUCGAUGAGGCCAUUCAAUGGUUAGGCUACACGUAUAUGUUUGUCAGAAUGCGGAAAAAUCCAUUUACAUACGGCCUAAGUUGGGAGGAAAUUGCGAAUGACCCUCAAUUACACGAGCGACGGAGAAAGAUGAUCAUAUCAGCUGCUAGAAAAUUACAUUCUCUUCAAAUGAUAGUCUUUGAUGAAGUAUCAAUGCAUUUCAUUCCUAAAGACCUGGGGAGAAUUUCUUCUGAUUUCUAUCUGCUGAAUGAAUCAGUAGAGAUAUUUAAUCAAAUGUGUGAUCCACGGGCAACCGAGGCUGAUGUAUUGACCAUGAUCAGUAUGAGUAGUGAAUUUGAUGGCAUGAAAUAUCGAGAGGAAGAGUCAAAGGAGCUGAAAAGACUUACUGAAGUGUCAGUUCAAUGCCAAAUUGGAGGAGAUAUGGCCACUCCAUCGGGGAAAACCAACAUUCUUCUACAGGCAUAUAUCUCGCAGAGUCGUAUAAUGGAUUCAGCUUUAGCCUCAGAUUCCAACUAUGUUGCCCAAAAUUCUGUUAGGAUAUGUCGGGCCCUGUUUUUAAUUGGUGUUAACCGAAAAUGGGGCAAUUUCGCAAGUGUUAUGCUCAAUAUUUGCAAGUCCAUAGAAAAAAGACUUUGGGCCUUUGAUCAUCCUCUAAGUCAAUUCGAUCUUCCUGAAAACAUCUUGCGGCAAGUAAGGCAAAGGAAUCCUUCGAUGGAUCAUCUCCUGGAUUUAGAGCCUAACGAAUUGGGAGAAUUGGUCCAUAAUCAAAAGAUGGGGCACAAACUUUACCGAGCAUUGGGUUGUUUUCCUAAGAUAGAUAUUGAUACUGAAAUAUUUCCCAUUACUGCCAGUGUCAUGCGUAUACAUGUGUCCUUACAACCUACUUUCACCUGGGACAGAAGGGUCCAUGGAGAAGUUCAAUUUUUUUGGGUCUUUGUGGAAGAAUCUGACAAAUCCCAAAUAUUGCACUAUCAGAAAUUUAUUUUGAACAGAAAACAGAUGAGCAAUGUUCAUGAGAUGGAUUUUAUGAUUCCACUUUCUGAUCCAUUGCCUCCUCAAGUUGUCGUAAAGGUUGUGUCUGAUACUUGGAUUGGUUGUGAGUCGGUGAGCGCCAUAUCAUUCCAACACUUGAUCAGACCUUAUAAUCAAACUCUGCAAACAAGACUGCUGAGGUUGAGACCCUUACCAAUCGCAGCUCUGAAAAAUCCCCUGGUCGAAUCAAUGUACCAUUUCAAGUAUUUCAAUCCAAUGCAGACGAUGACGUUCCACACUCUUUAUUAUACUAAUGAAAAUGUGUUUAUUGGUUCUCCAACCGGGUCUGGUAAAACUGUUGUUGCCGAACUAGCCAUGUGGCAUGCUCUUCGUGAAUUUCCAGGUUCCAAAAUUGUUUAUAUUGCACCAAUGAAAGCACUAGUUAGGGAAAGAGUUGACGAUUGGCGUAAAAAGAUAACACCGAUAACCGGUGAUAGAGUUGUUGAGUUAACCGGGGACUCUUUACCAGACCCUCAGGACGUUCGUGAUGCUACCAUUGUAAUCACGACGCCAGAAAAAUUUGACGGUAUUUCCCGUAACUGGCAAACGCGUAAGUUUGUCCAGAAUGUAUCCUUAGUUAUUAUGGAUGAAAUUCAUCUAUUAGCCAGUGAUCGUGGUCCCAUUUUGGAGAUGAUCGUCAGUCGUAUGAACUAUAUUUCUUCUCAAACAUCCAAGCCAGUUCGUUUAAUGGGGAUGUCUACCGCAGUUUCGAAUGCAUAUGACAUGGCAAGCUGGUUAGGCGUAAAAAACAACGGUCUUUACAAUUUCCCAUCUAGUGUCCGUCCGGUUCCACUCAAAAUGUACAUUGAUGGAUUUCCUGACAAUCUGGCUUUUUGUCCGCUAAUGAAGACGAUGAAUAAACCGGCAUUUAUGGCCAUCAAACAGCAUUCCCUAACUAAGCCGGCUUUGAUCUUUGUUGCAUCUCGUCGUCAAACAAGAUUGACAGCCCUUGAUUUAAUUCAUCUGUGUGGUAUGGAAGAGAACCCUCGGAGAUUCCUGAAUAUCGAUGACGAGGAGGAACUACAAUACUAUUUAUCUCAAAUUACUGAUGAAACCUUGAAGCUUGCUCUCCAGUUUGGUAUUGGUCUGCAUCAUGCUGGUUUGGUCGAAAAAGAUCGUUCCAUUUCUCAUAAGUUGUUUCAGAAUAACAAAAUUCAGAUUUUGAUUGCCACCUCGACAUUGGCGUGGGGUGUUAAUUUGCCAGCACAUUUGGUAAUCAUCAAGGGUACGCAAUUUUUUGACGCAAAAAUCGAAGGUUACAGGGAUAUGGAUUUGACAGAUAUACUUCAAAUGAUGGGUAGAGCAGGUAGACCUGCGUAUGAUACCUCUGGUACUGCUAUUGUGUAUACCAAGGAAUCGAAGAAGAUGUUUUACAAGCACUUUUUGAAUGUUGGGUUUCCUGUUGAAUCUUCUUUGCACAAGGUUUUGGAUGACCAUCUGGGUGCAGAGAUUUCAUCUGGUACCAUUACGUCAAAACAGGAAGCCCUGGACUUUUUGAACUGGACGUUUUUUUUUCGUAGGGCACAUCAUAAUCCAACGUAUUAUGGAAUUAAUGAAGACCACAGCCCAUCAGGGAUUAGCAAACAUUUAAGUGAAUUGAUAGACAACACCAUUGAAAGACUAAGUAACUCUCAGUGUGUUGAGAUACAAGGAAAAACAAUAGUUCCAACGCCGUUCUUGAGCAUUUCUUCCUAUUACUAUAUUUCACAUCUAACCAUCCGCCAACUUCUGAGACACAUCAAUAACGAAGCCACUUUCAAGGAUGUCCUAAAAUGGCUAUCAUUGGCAGUGGAAUAUAACGAACUGCCUGUGAGAGGAGGUGAAAUCAUUAUGAAUGUGGAGAUGUCAGCCCAAUCUAGGUAUCCUGUCGAAAGCACGUUUACUGGUGAUGAUGAGCUGCCAAUGUGGAACCCCCAUCUGAAAGCCUUCCUGCUGUUGCAAGCGCAUUUAAGUCGCGUUGAUUUGCCGAUUGCCGAUUACAUUCAAGAUACUGUUUCUGUGCUAGAUCAGUCUUUACGUAUUUUGCAAGCGUACAUUGAUGUGGCCAGUGAACUCGGCUACUUUAGAACCGUGCUGACUCUGAUAAAGGUCAUGCAGUGCAUUAAACAAGGAUAUUGGUAUGAGGACGAUCCUGUUGGUAUCUUACCUGGUGUGGAUCUGAAGAGAAUUACUGACAUCAAGUUUGGUGAAAAUGGUUAUCCAGUUGAACAGGAUAGGGCCAAAUUUGAUAGAUUGUUGGGUUUGGAUAGCAUCGGUAGGUUUGGCAUUAAAAAGCUGCAGAGUUUUGCUCAAAAAUACAAUUUCGAUGAAAGGUACACUAAGAAAUUCAUCAAUGUCUGUCAGCGUUUACCUGUUCUAGAUGGUAUGCAAUUCCAGCAGGUAGAUAAUGACAGCAGCAAGCUGCUCGUUACUGCUAAACAUGUUUCCAACAAGAAGAGUAGAGGGUUCGAAGUAUACUGUGACAAAUUCCCAAAGACACAAAAGGAGCUGUGGUUUUGCAUUGGUUAUCAGAGAGAUGAGUUGUUGAUUUUGAAAAGAUGUCAACCAAGACAGGCAGGCAAGGAUAUCGUACUCAAGGCUGAUAUCAUCGUACCAGAUGAAUUAUUGGACGAGGAGCUCGAUUUUAUUCUAAUCAACGACGCCAUGGACCUCUCUUAUAACGCACACUACGUGCCAAAGUUGUAA